GCAGGGCAAAGAGGAGAUACAAACAUGCACGGACUACACUUUGUGGAGAGCCCAAGGAAUGUGACCUCCUCUCUUGGGAAGCCAGUGGUGCUUCAGUGUACCAUGCGGGGGGAGAGCAUUGACCAGGGGCCCCUGGAUGUGCUCUGGCUGAGGAAUGGACAGCCGCUGGAGUUUGGUGACACCAAUCAGAUGCAGGUGCCUGACGAUGACAACAACUGGCUGGUUAUCAGUGAGCUCAGGAUUGAUGAGGUACAGCUCUCAGACAUGGGUGCCUAUCAAUGUGCUGCAUAUUCUGUUUUAGAGGAUUCAUUAUCUAUUGAGGGACAUAUCAAACUAGAAGACUGUGCAGUUUUUGUGGGCCUUUAUAAGUGGUGCUUGUCAGAUUGUAGGGUAUAG
Molecule: messenger RNA, 396 nt
Organism: Triplophysa rosa
Lineage: Eukaryota; Metazoa; Chordata; Actinopteri; Cypriniformes; Nemacheilidae
Product: tyrosine-protein kinase receptor UFO-like
Exons: 4
Coding region: 25-396 (123 amino acids)
Source: RefSeq, a predicted model, not a curated record